Panicum hallii is the source of this 1226-nucleotide messenger RNA. RefSeq names its product heavy metal-associated isoprenylated plant protein 7-like. The transcript has 4 exons. Bases 1 to 1215 code for a protein of 404 amino acids. Lineage: Eukaryota; Viridiplantae; Streptophyta; Magnoliopsida; Poales; Poaceae. Gene Ontology annotation, molecular function: metal ion binding. The record is from RefSeq and is a predicted model, not a curated record.
AUGGAUGCGCAGGGGACGAAGCCGGAGGGUGGCGGUGAUGGCGGCGCUCCCAAGGCUGCCGGGAAGGGCGGCGGCGACGUGCCUGCGGCGGCGGCGGCCGGGGAGGAGGUGGUGAUCAGCGCGCCGGUGCACUGCGUCGGCUGCGCCCGGAAGCUGCGUCGCUCCCUGCAGCGCCUCGACGGGGUUGGAGAGGUGAUCGUGGAUAGCAUGACCGACAGGGUGGUCCUGCGAGGGCCAAAGGCGGCGGAGAACGCGGCGGGGGCUGUGAAGGUCGUGGAGAGGAGGACCGGGGGGAAGGCCGUGCUGGUGAGCCCGGCGCCGGAGAAGCUGCCGCCGCCGGCGGCGGCGGCGAAGGGUGAAAAAACCAAGAAAGACGAUGGUGGGAACAAGGACGUGACCAACGAGCUACCGGAAAUUGACAUGAAAAUGGUGGUUGUACUGAGGAUCAACUUGCACUGCGACGCCUGCUGCGAGGAGAUCAAGCGGAGGAUACUUCGAAUCAAAGGCGUUGAGGACGCCGUGCCGCACCUGAAAUCCUCGCAGAUGAUGGUGAAGGGGGUGGUGGAGCCGGCGACGCUGGUCGGCUUCAUCCACAACCGCACGGGGAGGAAAGCCGCCAUCUUCAGGGCGGAGCCGCUGGAGCCGCCGCCAGCACCCAAGUCGCCACCCAAGGACGCACCGCCGGUCGAUGCCCAGACCAAGAAAGAUGGCCCGUCUGACAACAAUGGAGAGAAGAAGGAUGGACAAGAGAACGGGAACAAGGAGGAGGAGCCACAGGAGGAGAAGAAGGGAGGAGGAGGAGGAGAGGACGACAAGAACCCCAAAGCAGAGAAACAAAGCGGCCGCGACGGCGCCGCCGAGGAGCAGGAAGAGGCCCACGGCGGAGCGGCGAAGGACGACGACGCCGCCGGCGACGGGGUUGUGCUGGAGAACCACAAGAAGGACGACCGCCUGUUCACCGUGCCGCUCCCGGCCGGCGUCGUCACGGUGGCGCCGGAGGUGGCCCUCGACAACGCCGUCGCCGCCCCAUACUGCUACUCCUACUCCUACCCGUCCUACUAUCCCUACGCGCACCCGUCGUACCACUUCCAGUAUCCGCAGCCGUACUACCCGCCGCCGUACGCGUACGCCGGCGGGCCUGACGUGUACGGGUGCCCACGCUAUCCGCCGGAGGCGUUCACCGAGGAGAACCCAAACGCGUGCGCCAUCGUGUGAUCAUGGGGUAA